GUUUGAUGCCGAUAGCGUUAGAGCGGCCUCUUCGGCCUAUGUAAAGCCCGUCGACUUCCAUCCUUCCUACGGCACUGCAGGAUUCCGCGCGAAUGCGGACCUCCUGGCCUCCACAGUAUUCCGAUGUGGGUUACUGGCAGCUGCACGAGCCCUGCUGCUGGGUGCCCAUACCGGCAUCAUGAUCACUGCCUCACACAACCCCGUGGAAGACAACGGCGUGAAAAUGGUGGAUCCCGACGGCAACAUGAUGCCUCAGAGCUUCGAGCCGGUGGCCGCUGAGCUGGCCAACUGCCAGGACGACGAAGCUGUCGUUGCCGUGCUGCGGGAUCGCGUGUUCGGGCAAGCAAACCUAAGCGCCCAGCAGCACCUAACAGUGCUCAUAGGCUACGACACCCGCCCUAGCGCGCCACAUCUGCUCGCAGCAGCCACUGCUGGCGUGCUUGCUCUCAAACUGCACGCGGUGUCUUGCGGCUGCAUAACCACACCACAGCUGCACUUCCUGGUCCACAAUGCCAACCACGGCAGCAGCAGCAGCAGCGACAGCGACGGCAGCACCGCCCCAUCCCUCCCAAGCGCCCCCGCCUCGCCGCAGCUCCAAACCUACUUCGACACCAUCCUAGGCGCCUUUGUGCAGCUAGCAGGCACCACAGCCAGCGCUAGCAGCCCCACCAGCAGCAGUGCUCCUACCAGCGGAGCCGCCGCAGCUGGCGGGGCGGCUGCGACUCGUCUGUUCGUGGACUGCGCCAACGGUGUGGGUGCGGGGCAGCUGCAGCGGCUGGUGCCGGCGCUGCAGGCGGUGGGCAUAGAGCUGCAGCUUCGGAACUCGGGCGAGGCGGCGGGCGGCGGGCAGCUGAACCACAAGUGCGGGGCGGACUUUGUGCAGAAGGAGCGGCUGCCGCCCGCGGGGUUCGAAGACGUGCCAGCUGGCGCACAGUGUUGCAGCAUUGAUGGCGAUGCGGACCGGCUGGUCUACUUCAGCCCCCAGCCCGCAUCCGGGGCCCCAGCAGCAGCAGCAGCAACGACGACGGAGGGUGUUGGAGCCAGCAGCAGCAGCUGCGGCGCUGGAAUAAUGCUGCUAGAUGGUGACAAGAUCGCGCUGCUGGCAGCGGUGUUCAUACGCGACCUCAUGGCCCAGCUGCCGCAGCAGCUGCUGGAGGGAGUCAAGGUGUGCUGCGUGCAGACGGCCUACGCCAACGGCGCCUCCACGGCCUUCCUGCGGGAGGUGCUGCAGCUGCCGGCGGUGUGCACACCAACAGGUGUCAAGUACCUUCACGAGGCGGCGCAUGAGGCGGACCUGGGUGUGUACUUCGAGUCCAACGGACACGGCACCGUGCUGUUCUCGCAGCAGCUGCGGCGGCGACUGGAAGCGGCGGCCGAGCUACCUGCCGCCCGGGAGCUGCUGGCGCUGUCGCGUCUGAUCAACCAGACGGUGGGGGACGCCAUCAGCGGGCUGCUGCUGGUGGAGCUCAUACUCAGGCGCAAGGGCUGGACGCUGGCGGACUGGCAGGCGCUGUACACCGACCUGCCCAGCCGCCAGCUGAAGCUCAAGGUGGCGGACCGCAGCAGCAUCACCACCGCAGAUGCGGAGCGCGUGUGCGUCACGCCGGCCGGCCUACAGCAGGCCAUUGACCGGGCAGUGAGCGGCUUCCCCAAGGGCAGGGCCUUCGCGCGACCCUCCGGCACUGAAGACGCCGUCCGUGUGUAUGCGGAGGCCGCCACGCAGCAGCAGGCUGACGAGCUGGCGCGAGCAGUGGCGCAGGAGGUGUACGACAGGGCCGGAGGCGUGGGACCGCGGCCAUAGCACACAGGCGCACCCGGACAGAGCGCCGUAGCCACCACAUACACAAGCUCGCGGGCCUCGAGGCUUUCCGCAGGCAAUGACAACGAUAGACGCGGUGCUUCCGAUGGAG
Molecule: messenger RNA, 1910 nt
Organism: Astrephomene gubernaculifera
Lineage: Eukaryota; Viridiplantae; Chlorophyta; Chlorophyceae; Chlamydomonadales; Astrephomenaceae
Source: the annotation of a GenBank genome assembly